Messenger RNA from Sporothrix brasiliensis 5110, 4578 nucleotides. RefSeq names its product sulfite reductase (NADPH) hemoprotein beta-component. The record is from RefSeq and is a predicted model, not a curated record. The coding region runs from base 1 to 4578 and encodes 1525 amino acids. NCBI's taxonomy places the organism in Eukaryota, Fungi, Ascomycota, Sordariomycetes, Ophiostomatales, Ophiostomataceae. Gene Ontology annotation, biological process: amino acid biosynthetic process; sulfate assimilation. Gene Ontology annotation, molecular function: sulfite reductase (ferredoxin) activity; NADP binding; 4 iron, 4 sulfur cluster binding. Gene Ontology annotation, cellular component: sulfite reductase complex (NADPH). The transcript is spliced from 4 exons.
AUGGCUUCGUCACAUCCAGUGAAGACUGCUGGAGAGGCCGUUGCGCGUAUCGCGUACCUUGCCAGCGACGUCGUCGUCUCCGUCCAGCCGUCGCUUGCGGCCGACUCCGAGUUCUCGGCUACCCUCAAGAGCCUAGCGCAAGCGAAGACGGCGAGCAUCGUCGCCAACUCAGACGACGGCAUCACCGAGAUCCAAUCCGUCCGUCACAAUGCCGACCCUCUUCUCUCCGUCUUCACACCAAUCCGUGCGGGGCGCCUGGUCUCGGUCACCACAAGCUCUGUUAUCCUGCUGUCCUCGGUCGCCCGCCUCUACAAGCUGGCCAACUACCCCGUUGUCCUGCACGUCGCCCUGCACCCAGACAACUACCCAGACUACUCUGCUAUCACGGCCGUCCGCAAUGCCGGCUGGUCGUUCCUCCAGUCCGGCUCGCUCCAGGAGGCCCAGGACAUGGCCCUGACCGCCCAUGCUCUUGCCGUCCGCUCUGGCAAGGGUGUCAUUCACUUCUUCAACCCUGCUGCCGUCGCCGAGGACAAGCCGAUUGCCGCCGAGGACCACGACGUUGUCCUGGACGCUCUUCAUAUCGAGAGCGUCCGCCGCUUCCAGGCUGCCCCCAUCCCCGGCCAGAGCGUCUACGCCGACGACGGCCGCAUUGCCACCGUGUCUGAAUCCGUCGAAGCUGUCGCCCCUGUGCCCGCUUCCGCUGGUCAGCUCACCAUUCCCCUGGACGCCAGCACGUCCAAGGCCAACUCGUCUCGCGCAUCCGUAAAAUCGAGCGAGCAGAGCACGACGAGCUCGCCCCCCGCCACGUCGCCAGCCACCACGAUAGAGCCCAGCGUUCCUGCCGUGACCUCGGAAGACAUCUACCAGUAUGUGUCGUCUGUCUGGAGCAAACUGGAGGCCGCCACUGGCCGCAAGUACAGCGCUUUCGAGUAUGCUGGCCCUGCCAACGCCGAGAACAUUCUGUUUGUCUUCGGCUCCGACGCUUCUCUGUUCACCAACCGUGACUUUGCCGCCAAGAACAGUACCGGUGUCCUGGUCGCGCGCCUGUACCGGCCUUGGCUGGCCGCCAAGCUGCUGGAGGUCAUUCCCAAGUCGGCCAAGAGAAUCGCCGUCCUCGAGCCGAUCAGCCGCAAGACCACCAAGUGGGGCCCGACCCUGCUGGACGUUCUGACGUCUGUGAAGAGCGGCCCUGUUGGCGUCGAGACCAUUGUCGGCUACCACCUCGGCUACCUGACGCCAGAGACCAUCGACCAGGCCCUGCGCGGCAUCCACCAGAACCUGACUGCGACCAAACCCAUCCAGAACCUUGAGGUUGGCGCUCAGGAGGCUCCUGCCGCCGAGGGCUCGGAUUACAACCUGGAGAAGCCCAAGGUUGAGACCGCUUAUAACAAGAUUCUGAACCAGCUGUUCAACGAUCGCCUCUACGUGGCCAACGCUCUGGAGUCAGACAAUGCCGGUGUGUCCAACACCAUUGCCGCCACCCCCGAGUUCGGCUUCGGCUCGCUGCUUGCCCGCAAGGAGCACCGCCAGCGCUUUGUGGCUGACGUCAAGCGUGCUGCCGUGUCUGGCAAGUUCGGCUCGUCUGCGCCCAACUCCCUCCUGGCCCGUUGGUCGUCUGUGGCCGACGAUGCCAGGAAGGCCGAUGAGGUCGCUGAGGAGAUCGAGACCCAGCUCGCUUCCGACAAGUCCGACGCGGCCCGCAGCCUGCUGGAGGCCAAGCAGUUUUUCCGCAAGGAGUCUCUGUGGCUGGUGGGCUCUGACGCCUGGUCCUACGAUUUGGGUAACUCCGGCGUGCACCAUGUCCUUGCCUCGGGCGAGAACGUCAACGUGCUCAUCAUCGACUCGACGCCCUACUCGGAGCGUGCAGCGGCCGACGCCAACCGCAGAAAGAAGGAUAUCGGCCUGUACGCCAUGAACUUUGGCAACGCCUACGUUGCCUCCGUCGCUGUCUACAGCUCCUACACGCAGGUCCUGCAGGCCAUGGACGAGGCUGACAAGUUCAACGGCCCGUCCAUCGUUAUGGCGUACCUGCCGUACUUUGGCGAGCACGACUCGCCCCUCACCAUCCUGCGCGAGACCAAGACGGCCGUCGACCUCGGCUACUGGCCUCUGUACCGCUGGAACCCCGAGAACGAGGCCAAGGGCGAGCCCAGCUUCUCCCUGGACUCGGAGCGCAUAAAGAAGGAGCUCAAGAGCUUCCUUGACCGGGACAACAAGCUCACUCAGCUCAUGCAGAAAGAGCCCAAGUUUGCCGCCAGUCUUGCCCAGGACUUUGGCACCGAGGUCCGUGAGCAGCAGAAGAGACGCGCGCGCGACGCCUAUAACGUCCUGCUCGAGGGACUGUUCGGCGCUCCUCUGACCAUUCUGUACGCCUCGGACAACGGCAAUGCCACCAACCUCGCCAAGCGUCUUGGCAACCGUGGCCGCGCGAGAGGCCUGAAAACGGCUGUUAUGGCUAUGGAGGACUACCCCGUCGAGGACCUGCCGGCAGAGGAGAACAUUGUCUUCAUUACGUCGACCGCCGGUCAGGGUGAGUUCCCGCAGAACGGUCGUCCCUUCUGGGAUGCCGUCAAGGACAACACCGACCUGGACCUGGCCACUGUCAACUUCUCCGUCAUGGCCCUUGGUGACAGCCACUACUGGCCCCGCAAGGAGGACCGUGUCUACUACAACAAGCCCGGCAAGGACCUCGAUAAACUGCUCGCCAACUUGGGAGGCAAGCGUCUUGCCGACAUUGGUCUCGGUGACGACCAGGAUCCCGAUGGUUUCCAGACCGGCUACCAGGACUGGGAGCCCAAGAUCUGGCAGGCGCUCGGCGUGGACAAGGUCGAGGGUCUUCCGGAGGAGCCUCCACCGUUGACGAACGAGGACAUGAAGAUCCAGUCCAACUACCUGCGUGGUACCAUUGUGGAAGGCCUGAACGACACGUCUACGGGUGCCAUCAGCGCGUCGGACCAGCAGCUCACCAAGUUCCACGGUACCUACAUGCAAGACGACCGCGACAUCCGUGACGAGCGUAAGGCCCAGGGUCUCGAGCCCGCCUACUCGUUUAUGAUUCGGUGCCGUCUGCCGGGUGGUAUCUCGACGCCGAAGCAGUGGAUCCAAAUGGACGACAUUGCCAACGAGCUCGGCAACGAGACCAUGAAGCUGACGACCCGCCAGACCUUCCAGUUCCACGGCGUCGUCAAGAGCAAGCUCAAGCCGGCCAUGCAGGCCAUCAACCGCGCCUUGAUGACGACACUGGCGGCCUGUGGUGACGUGAACCGUAACGUCAUGUGCAGUUCUCUGCCGACGCAGUCGGCCUACCACCGUGAGGUGUUUGCCAGCUCGAAGCUCAUCAGCGACCACCUGCUGCCGUCGACGACCGCCUACCACGAGAUCUGGCUGACGGAUGACGAUGGCAAGAAGACCCAGGUGGCGGGUGACACCGUGCAGGACUUUGAACCUCUGUACGGCCCUACGUAUCUGCCCCGUAAGUUCAAGAUCACCAUUGCCAUCCCGCCGCACAACGACACCGACGUCUACGCUCACGACAUCGGCCUGAUCGCCAUCAAGGGCGCCGACGGUAAGCUAGCUGGUUACAACCUGCUGGCUGGCGGCGGCAUGGGCUCGACGCACAACAACAAGAAGACGUACCCGCAGACCGGUCGUAUGUUUGGUUUCGUCGAGACCAAGGACGUGCACAUUGCGUGCGAGAAAGUCAUGCUUGUGCAGCGCGACUUUGGAGACCGCAAGAACCGCAAGCACGCCCGUCUCAAGUACACCAUUGACGACAUGGGCGUCGAGACCUUCAAGGGCAAGGUCGAGGAGCUGUGGGGCAAGAAGUUCGGCGCCCCCAAGCCGUUCCACUUCGACUCCAACAUUGACACGUUCGGCUGGCUGCGUGACGAGAAGGGCCUCAACCACUUCACGUUCUUCAUUGAGAACGGCCGUAUUGAGGACACCCCGACGUUCCAGAUGAAGACGGGUCUGCGCGAGAUUGCCAAGGUCCACAAGGGCGAGUUCCGCCUGACGGGCAACCAGCACCUGAUCCUGAGCAACGUCGCCGACGAGGACGUGGACUCGCUCAAGGCGCUCAUGAAGAAGUACAAGCUCGACAACGUGCAGUUCUCGGGCCUGCGCCUGAGCUCGUCGGCCUGUGUCGCCUUCCCCACGUGCGGUCUGGCCAUGGCCGAGUCCGAGCGCUACCUGCCCGUCCUCAUCUCGAAGCUGGAGGACUGCCUCGAGGAGAACGGCCUGCGCCAGGACUCGAUUGUCAUGCGCAUGACCGGCUGCCCCAAUGGCUGCGCCCGUCCGUGGCUGGCGGAGGUGGCCUUUGUGGGCAAGGCCUAUGGCGCGUACAACAUGUACCUGGGCGGCGGCUACCACGGCCAGCGUCUCAACAAGCUGUACCGCCAGAGCAUUAAGGAGGACGAGAUCCUGGCCAUUAUGAAGCCCCUGCUGAAGCGGUACGCCCUGGAGCGCGACGACGGCGAGCACUUUGGCGACUUUGUCAUUCGCGUCGGCAUUAUCACCGCCACGCGGGACGGCAAGGACUUCCACGACGAUAUCCCUGAGGACGAGUCCGACGAAGAGUAA